Molecule: messenger RNA, 1920 nt
Organism: Tigriopus californicus
Lineage: Eukaryota; Metazoa; Arthropoda; Copepoda; Harpacticoida; Harpacticidae
Product: tyrosine-protein kinase SRK3-like
Exons: 7
Coding region: 266-1834 (522 amino acids)
Biological process (GO): cell differentiation; protein phosphorylation; cell surface receptor protein tyrosine kinase signaling pathway
Cellular component (GO): extrinsic component of cytoplasmic side of plasma membrane
Molecular function (GO): signaling receptor binding; ATP binding; non-membrane spanning protein tyrosine kinase activity
Source: RefSeq, a predicted model, not a curated record
UGUAAAUGUCCCUCAAAUUAUUUCAUGACGGCAUGAGUAUUGCCAAGUACCUGGUACUGUCAAGACAGUUCAACGGCAAUGAAUAAUGCACAAUUCUAGAACACGCGUUUUGAUAAGACCCGUCAGGAGCGUAUCCCAUUCAAAAGGAUGUGAGAAAAUCGCAUCACAGUUUCUAGAAUGCUUUUUGAACCAAAAUGCGGAUAUGUGUAAGUUUCAUCCAAGUGAGUGCUUCGUUACUUAGCUGAUCUACAAAUACGCACAAACAAUGGGUUGCCAAUUUACUCGAGAGGUGUACAUUGCCAAAGAAACAUACACGCCUUUGCUUUCUGAAGGAGAUGGUGAUCUAAACCGAUUCAUGUUGUCCAUUAAAAUCGAUGACGAGUUGAGCUUGACAAAACGAACUCCUGCCGAGGCCGAAGCCGUCAAGGAUGAGAUCGAGAAAUUUGGAGACAUUGUGUUCCAUAUGAAGAACCGACGCACUAAGAAAAAAGGGUUUGUUCCAUCGACGUAUAUGGCCAAGAAAGGCUCUUUGGAAUGUGAACCAUGGUACUUCGGAAAAAUUGGUCGUUCUCGAGCAAGCCAGAUCCUUUCUUAUCCUGUCAACAACCAUGGAUCGUUUCUGAUUCGGGAGAGUAACAAGCCAGGUUGCUUCGUCCUGUCUUAUAAGCAAUACACAAAAGAAGCUAAAUUCCAAGACCAACACCUUCUCAUUGAAUACCAACAUGGUGAAUAUUUUAUCUCUGCAAAGAUUCGAUUUUCAUCAUUAAGUACGUUGGUGGCUGCUGCUCAAGCCAAUCGUUUACCGGGUUUGCCGAUUUGCAUUUCUUCUAUCUGCAAGCUUCCCCGACCGACGCCCAAUACCCCUUUUGAAGACCAGACUUCCUGGUUACUCAAUCGAGACGAAUUGAACAUUCCAGAGAAUCCGAUUAAUAGUGGAAAUUUUGGCGAAGUCUACAAAGGUACAUGGAGAGGCCGUGUGGACGUGGCCAUUAAGAAGCUAAAGGUCGACGAUGGGAACAAUAUCCAAAAGGCACAGAUGGAAUUUGAACAAGAGACCAUGGUUCUGAAGCACCUUCACCAUCCAAACCUAGUUCAGAUCUUCGGAGUCUGUAUUGAGAGUCCGUUCCUAAUUGUCACGGAAUGGUUGGACAAUGGAGAUUUGAAAUCCUUUCUCAAGGAGGAACGCCAAAAACAGAAUUUAGGCUUUGACGAUCUUAUUCGAAUCUCCGGAAACAUUGCCUCAGCCAUGACGGAAUUAAGUCGUCUGCAGAUCAUUCAUCGCGAUUUAGCAGCGAGGAACGUGCUCAUGGAUAAAUGGGGCCAAGCCAAAGUUGCUGAUUUUGGCAUGUCUCGGAUUAACACAGAAUACUCAACUAUGCGAUCUUUCAUUCCGGUGAAAUGGAGUGCUCCAGAGGUCCUAAAAUUUCAUACAUUCACCACAAAAUCCGACGUGUGGUCGUUCGGAAUAACUCUAUACGAGAUUUUUUCCUUUGGAGCCGCUCCUUAUGGACAGGGAUCUGUGAAAGGGCAAGAGCUCCUCCAACAACUUGCAAAGGGCUACCGCUUGCCAAUGCCAGCCUUUAUGGGGACGGAAGAAGCAAAUAUCAACGCUGUCUACUUGAUUAUGUUGGCAUGUUGGCUGGAGGAUCCUCAAAAGCGACCGAGUUUUGAAAGCCUCAAGAAUGAUUUAGAAAACUUUGAAUUGGUGCGUGACGAGAAGUAUGACUUAGACCCAUCCGACUACAUGAGAGCCAAUGACUUAAAUGAAUGCCAUACAUUUGUUUUACCCAAGAGAAAAGGCGAAAAGAAGAGGAGACGAAAGCCAAAGAAAUAGUAGCUUCAAAUAGUGUCAAGAUGAACAUGUGUCCCAUUUGUAAAUAAUAUAGUAUAUUGACAAUAAGACAAGAGUCAAGUAGCCCA